AUUAGUGUCAGAGUGCAUAGUAACGUGGAAUAAAUUAUUGUUGUGUUAAUUGGACUUUGAUUUUGAAUAAACGGGCCCAUGGUUUUUGUCACGCAUGCUAGAGCCGUGACAAUAUUGUAUUUUUGUCAUUGUAAUUGAAUUAAAUAUCUUUAUCUCAAUGUUUUUAGCCUGUUAAUGAUCAUAUGGGAGAAGAUCUUGGAGAUGACAUCUUAUUAGAGAAUAGUGCUGAUAAUGGCGAUAAUAUGUCUAGGCAUCAGCCUGAAGAAGAUUUCACUGGUACAAAUUUGAUUGACGCACCACAGUUGAUCCAGCAAAAUUAUAUGCAUUACGCAAAAAAGGCCAAAACGAUGGACAUGAAGAAACUGAAAAAAGCAUUGUGGUGUAUAUUAACGCAAUCUGAGGAAUAUAACGAGGCUAAUAAAGUGGUGCCAAGAAAUUUCUCCAUUAUUUACGAUGAACUUUUAAAAAGACUGCCUGAGAAAAUGGCAGGUGAAUUGAGUCCUCCACUUGCCAUUGUGGCAUUACUCCAUUUAUGCAACGAAAGGGGAUUAACAUUAAAAAAACAGGAUGUCAAAGACUUUUUAAUAUAUCAAAAUAAAAAUAAUACAUAAUUUUUCUUAUGUAUAGCACUAUUAGUAUUACUUAAAAUAUACACCCUGUAUGUAUAGCAUUUAGGAUACCUAAGCUGUUAUGUUAAAAAAUCAAGAGUUUUAUUUAUUUUUAUUGUAUCAAG
Molecule: messenger RNA, 733 nt
Organism: Ceutorhynchus assimilis (cabbage seed weevil)
Lineage: Eukaryota; Metazoa; Arthropoda; Insecta; Coleoptera; Curculionidae
Source: the annotation of a GenBank genome assembly